This is a messenger RNA of Musa acuminata AAA Group (dessert banana), 1558 nucleotides long. RefSeq names its product SEC14 cytosolic factor. NCBI's taxonomy places the organism in Eukaryota, Viridiplantae, Streptophyta, Magnoliopsida, Zingiberales, Musaceae. The record is from RefSeq and is a predicted model, not a curated record. The coding region runs from base 42 to 1193 and encodes 383 amino acids. The transcript has 11 exons.
CGCUCGCUUUCUCGAUCUAUAAAUGUGUUGCAUAGACCGAGAUGAGCGUUAAACGAGGAGGAAGCCGCUCUUCCUCUUCUUCUUCUUCUUCUUCUUCUUCUCCUUUGCAGCAUCCACUAGAAAUCCCUAAUCAUAGACCAAGUGCCACUUUCGUCCCCACCCGAUCCGCCCCGGGGACGAUGGGGAUCGCCUCCCAGGAUGCGAUCAAGCAGUUCUCUGCGCUCGUGGCCGAAGUGGACGAGUCGUUGAAGGCUGCGUUUCAGAAUAUCCACCAGGGGUAUCCAACUGAAACAUUGGUGCGCUUUCUUAAAGCUAGAGAGUGGAGUAUUCCUAAUGCACAUAAGAUGCUGUUGGAUUGCUUAAAUUGGAGGAUACAAAAUUGUAUUGACGAGAUAUUGGCUAAACCUAUAAUUCCAGCUGACUUGUAUAGAGGAAUUCGUGAUUCACAACUUGUAGGAUUGUCAGGAUACACAAAGGAUGGUCACCCUGUUUUUGCUAUUGGUGUUGGCUUGAGCACAUACGACAAAGCAUCAGUUAACUAUUAUGUGCAGUCACAUAUUCAAAUGAAUGAAUACCGGGAUCAUGUAAUCUUGCCUGCUUCAACCAAGAAAUGUGGGCGACAUGUAGCCACAUGUGUGAAAGUUUUGGAUAUGACUGGUCUAAAGCUUUCAGCAUUGUGCCAAAUAAAGUUAUUAACCAUCAUAUCAACCAUUGAUGACCUAAACUAUCCAGAGAAGACAGAGACUUAUUAUAUUGUGAAUGCUCCAUGUAUAUUUUCUGCAUGUUGGAAGGUUGUGAAGCCUCUCUUGCAAGAGAGAACAAGAAGGAAAGUGCAGAUACUGCAAGGUUGUGGCAGAGAUGAGUUAUUGAAGAUAAUGGACUACGCAUCUCUUCCCCAUUUCUGUAAAAGAGAAGGCUCUGGGUCGUCUCAGCACUCGUCUUCGGGAUCUGAUAACUGCUUCUCCUUCGACCAUCACUUCCACCAACAGCUCUACAGCUACAUUAAGCAGCAAUCACUGGGUCGAGAAAUUGCUGCACCACUGAAACAAGGGUGUUUUCACGUAGAUGUGCCUGAACCCGACCCCAAAGGAGUCAACAUUGUUAAGACGGCCAUCGAGUCACAGCUCCAUAAAAUUGGGGAUCGGAACGGGCUCAGCCGCUCCUUGAGUGGUCUCAAGAUCAACAUUGCGUAAAGCUGUUCUGUUCAAAUAUUAUCUCCAUCCUCUCUGCUGCGUCGCAGAAGUCUAAGCUAGCUGAUCACCGGGUGAACAAGCCAUAGUUUUAAUGUCUUGAACCCAAGUUACAUUGGGGUAUAGAAGCAAGUUCUUGCAAUCUCUCGACGCAGGCUUAGCGCCGAGGAAGUUGAGUAGCCUAAUUACGGCUCGAAAAAUUUUCAUCCAUGUAAAGAAGGGAAGAAGCUAGAGAUCACAAGUAAUAUAAUUGACUCGAGAGUUAUCUAAAGAACCUCUCGCUAGUCAGGCUCUUGAAGUUGUUACUUAAACCUACUAGUGGCAUAUUUCAAUUUUGUAAUGGAAGCAUUAAAAUUGUGUUGAGGACC